Funneliformis mosseae is the source of this 326-nucleotide messenger RNA. NCBI's taxonomy places the organism in Eukaryota, Fungi, Glomeromycota, Glomeromycetes, Glomerales, Glomeraceae. The record is from the annotation of a GenBank genome assembly.
AUGUCCGCUAUUUAUCAAGAGAUAAAACGUCUCACUCAAGAGCUACCUAAAGAAAAUUUUACUAAAAUAAUUGCUCACAUCAGCAAGGAUGUUAAUCUAACAAAUCAGAUAAAUGAUGCCCUGGCUCUCUUUGAUACGGAUGAAGAGAAACAUAAGUACUUGGUAAAUUUUUUGGAAUCUUUGAGAGCUGGUCCCAAACUGACUGCUGAGAAUGUCAAGAAUAUUUUGAACUCUUACAUUCAGCCUCCAGAUGAUCCACUUCGCCAAUCUCUUGCAAACUAUCUUAAUAUCCCUGAUGAUGUAUCCGACAUUUCAUCUCACUUAAU